AUGCCGACCGCUACAGUGUCUAGGCUUCCCAAGUUUACCCCCUCUUCGCGCCUCACCAAGCCUGCGCUCAGCCCCAGUAACUCUGCUAACGCGAAUGCUAAAGCUAAUGCUAAUGUCGCAAUGGGCCAAGCUGCCUCUGUGAACGGAGCUCACCCCAUUAGCGCUGUUGCUAGCCGUCUCAGUAACGGCUUCUACCAGAGCUGCAGCGCAAGGAGCACUGUGAGUGUUAAACAGAGCGUUCGCGCACCGGUUAGCUUUGCUGCUAAAUGGCGCAAGGAGAAUGUGCAGGACGCGAGCGCCGACUUUGAGUACAAGUCCGGGAAGAGCCCAACAAGCAGGAAGUCUCCGGUGAGAAAGACCAGCCCCAGAGCCGUGCCGAGGUCGAAGGUUGCGCAAAGAUCAGGUCUGAACUGUCUGCGGCAGAACGGGCCAACAGCACGAAGCGUCUCCCCGGCAACCAGCAUCACCCCGGCAACAGUGAAGAAACAGGAAGCACAACGAUCCCACUCCAGUGACGGGAUCGGGCCGGCACAAAGCGCGUCUCUUAGGGCGAGUGACAGGGAGCGGUCGCGGAGCCUGACUCAGGUGCAGAGGCCGAAGAGCAGAGCGUACUCCACCAACCGCAAGACAAUCACUCCGCCCACCGCCGCCGCCACUGUCAUCGUGAAGAAACCGCUGCUGCAGAACGCCGGCGCCACAUUCAAGAUCAGAGCCGCCAUGCUCAAAGAGGUGGGGCCAGUGCGCGUCCAGAGCCAACCACGAAGAAACCUCAGGAGGGGGUCCAUCGAGACGCCCUCAGAGACUAGUCCAGGCUCUUCCCCCACAGCUCCAGGCUCCAGUGAGGCCUCCUCAGAUCAUGGAUCCCAGACAGAGGCCUCUCUUCUGGUGGAGCGGCUGGAGGACAUGUCCCUGUCCUCCACCUCCUCUCUGGAUCAUCACACCAGUCAGGAGUACAUGGACGACUUUGACAACCUCGGUAAUGGGAGCGUGGCCGUGCUCCUGACCUCUUGUGGGAACCAAGACGAUGACGACUCUGGUCUGGACCGCUCCCGCUUCCACAACAACGAAAGGGGGAUCAUCAGCAACAGCGUCUCCACAACAACAGAGCUGUGUUUCCUCGACGACGGGCUGGACUGGAAUCACCUGCGACUCACGGCAGCAGAGCGGGAGCUGCGCAGACUCCGGAGACGACGCUCCAGUCAGCAGGACUUCCACAGCCAGUGUGGCUCGUCUCUGGACCUGUCUCCCUCUGACAGCUGUGGGUCUGGGGGGACGUUCCUCUGGGACGAGGAGGUGGAGCCUCUCGGGGGCUCUGUCCUCCACGCUCACACAGCCCCGGUCCAGGUCCAGGACCGGACUCAACCCGGACCCAACCAAGACCAGAACCAGACCAGACCAGAGCCAAACAGGAGCAACUCGAUCCAUGCAGGAAGUCUGCAGUCGGAGAUCAGUGACGUGUUUAACGAGUUGGACUCCUGUGACUUGGACGAUGAUGACCUGAUGCUGGACGUGGAUUUACCCGAGGACUCAAAGUCCAGUGAAGGAGGAGCUCACAUGGCAGAGUGGAGGAGACGGCAACUUUGCUGGACACACACUGAGAGUGACUUCACAGACUCUGAGAGGAACCAGAGGAAGGGCUCUGAACUGACCCUGGAUCUGUGUCUCAACAGUGUGAAGACUGCUGCUCUGGAGCUCGAUGUAGAGACGCUGCUCGUCGACUGCUCAGACGUGAAAUCUCAGCUGGAGCAUUUGCAGAAAGUCCUCUUCACUCAGGACGACGAUGCAGAUGAAGACACGCUGACCACAGACACACUGAGUCCAGAGACCGAGUCCUCCUCUGACGGGACCGAGACCCAGGUGGAGGUGCUGCUACAGGAAGUGCUUCAGCUGCGACAGGAAGUGAGGAGCAGAGACCAGACCAUUGCCGAGCUCUCCCUGCAGCUGGGCGCAGUGUCGGCCGCGUCCAGCAGGUGUCGCUGUGAGGCGCAGAGGACGGAGGUUCAGACUCAGACCAGAGAGACGGAGACUCAGAGUGUGGGCUCACAGACCAGCCACAGCACGCUGCUGCCUCCUCCUCCUCUCCUCUUCCUCUCUCCUCCGUGGCAGUACCAGAGAUCCAGUCCCUUUAGAACCAGGACUAAACCAGGACUGAUCCCGGUCUGUGCCAACAAACCCUCAGAUACUUCAGUCCAUUCACAGCCUCCAGGACCCACUGAGCCACCAAUCAGGAAGUCCCGCUGA
Molecule: messenger RNA, 2241 nt
Organism: Knipowitschia caucasica
Lineage: Eukaryota; Metazoa; Chordata; Actinopteri; Gobiiformes; Gobiidae
Source: the annotation of a GenBank genome assembly